Molecule: messenger RNA, 5227 nt
Organism: Caenorhabditis angaria
Lineage: Eukaryota; Metazoa; Nematoda; Chromadorea; Rhabditida; Rhabditidae
Source: the annotation of a GenBank genome assembly
AUGUCAAUUUAUCAAAAACGUUGGUCGUCUUGUGGUAGUGGAACAACACCAACAGCUUCUUCAAAUGGAUUAUUAUCAAGUGGAGUAGAACCAUCAACAGUUGGAACAAGUUGGAAUUCAGUUAGAUGGAAUAAACCAUCAACUAGUUAUCGAGAUAGAUUGGCAUCAAGAUUUGAGACAAAUAAAUCUGAUUUGGCAUCGAUGUAUAUUCCGCAGAGCCGGGCUAGUAGUAGUAGGUGAGUACAAAUUUUCAGAGAAUAAAUAAAGUAGAAUCUAGAUUUUGCUAGAUGUUUCCUUUGAUAUUUUCGGUUAUACAUUCAAACAAAAAAUUCACACAACUUUGGUUUGUAUAAUGAUAAUGUUCAAAAUUUUCUGAGAAAAAAGUUCCACCCCCGUGUCUAAAUACCCUGUCUAAACAUAAAAUGACCAAAAAACUGAAUAGUCCAGCUGGCCUCGGGUCACUAAAAAACGAUCAAAAAGAACGAAAACGUCUGUUUUUUUUGUUCGGCCAAAACCACAUGCUCUUUCUUUUCAACAACACACAAAAUUAUAUCUAUCAAGUUGGCAAGCUUCGAAAACUUUUAUUAAACUUUUUUCGGUUAGCUGAAAAUUUGUGAAUUAUUCUGUGCCCAACAUCCUUUGUCUAAAAUCUAUCUCAGAAUUCAAAACAAUCUUGAAGUUUUCAGAUUCUCCUCUAGCGCCGCUAAAAAUGCUGCAGAUAUUGCAAGCAUCGGUCCAUCAGUAAGCGCGCGAGCUUCACGUUUUGAUUCGCUGAGCAUGCCAAAUCGUGAGAAAUAUCGCAGUGAAGCGCGCGAUUUGAUAAAUAAAUGGUCGAGUCGCGAAAGAACAACAUCUGGUGAGUUUUAUUGUCGCAUUUUCAUUUUUACUCAUUUUUUUGCUUGCUCCGUCGUUCAGUGGGAAAUCAGACAAGUGGUGGUGCAAAUUCGAAUAGUAUUAGUAGUGUUUAUCGAUCGAGUUAUGAGCCGAGGACAAGUAGUUUGACGACAAAAUCCACGACACGUAAGUUUUUUCUUCGAUGCUGAACCGGGGGGAAAUCUUCCCACUCUCAAGAUCUAAGCCUUUUGCAGCUUCUUAUCGAUCUACAACCUCUCUAACCCCAACACGAACAUCCGAAAUUAUGUCACGAUACUCCAGUGAUCGCAACAGCGUCCUUUCGCCAUCUCCAACUCCCAUAUCUCUACAGUAAGUCUCCGUUUAUACAAUCUCCCAAAAAAAAUCCACUUUCCAGCACUACACCAAAAGCCGAUCGCCCGUGGCGUCAACGACUCGCCGAAUCGUCGCGCAUUCGCUCGACAUUAGGCGAUGAUGUGAGUGAAGGGUAUACGUCACGGCGGGCGCGAAAUGCGUCUUCGCGUCGCGGCUCGUUGUCGCAAGACGGCGGCGAGUCUUCGUGUUAUGAGUUUGUUAAUAGUUAUAGUGGUGCUAGUGUGCUAGGCACAACGGUUAGUUUUUUAUUUUUUUUGGUUAGCUUGUGUGACCUUUUAUGAUCAUUUUGGGUGUAUUUCUCAGUUAUUUUUGUGUAUCAUUAAGCUUCUCUAAUUUCUAUAGCUUUUCUAGAUUCUCUAGCUUAUCCGACUGCUCCAGCUUUUCUAACUGUUCAGUGCUUUUUACCUUCUGAAACAUCUCACUUUCCUCCAAGGUCUUCCUCUGCAACCCUCGAACAUUUUUACUUGCAGUAUCGCUCUCGUCAACCAUCAACCGAAACCUCGUCUUAUUUUUCACCAUCAACCCGCUUUACUACUUCCACCUAUCCCACAACUACAUACACAAAAAGAUCUACCGUCGCCGAAAUCCCGCCAUUAAAAAAUGCUGUGGAGAGACAAAAAUCGUCAUCGAUUAUUCGAGAAUCGAGCAAAGAACGAGACGUGGUGCGCAAGAAAAGUGUUCGAGAAAGAAGUAAGAUUUUCAGAUCUAACUUUUUCUUGAAACAAGAAAUAUUUUGCAGCAGCUCGCCGUGCUUCUCGUCAAAACAGCCAACAACAAUCGUCGUCGGAUGAGGAAUUGACAGAGGAGCAAAAGAAGUUGAGAAUUCGAAGCAGGUCAAAUUCUGCAGCCAGGUUGAGAAAAUUGAGGAAGAAAUCGGAAAUUUUGGAUGGCGUUCAGUAUAAAGUCACAGCGGCUGAAAUUGAGAAGGAAAUGGUAGGACUUAUUUCUAAAUUUUAUAUAGAGAAUCGUUUUUCACAUGGAAAAAAAAUUCUUGAAAUUGGCUAACUAGAGAAUUUUACUAGGUCAAAGAGGAUUUAUUCAAGCGUACAGAUUUCCCUUAGUCUUAAAAAUUUCAAUUUUUCAGAAAACUUCCUUGCAAUCUCUUCAAUCCCUUUCUCACUAUGAAACGGGAGCCGAAGAUGGUUCAAUCGUCGCAGUUCCAAUGGGGCAAUCUGUUCCGCCGGAAAGCGAAGGUUUUCAAUCGUGCGCCGCCUCUCCGCUGGUUCCCACAAUUUCCCGAAGCAGCUCAAAAAAUGGAGUUGUCAAAAAUCAGGUCAUCAGUGAGUUCGAGAAUUUUUAAGGUGUAAACUCAUCAACAAAAAACAUUAUUUGCAGAAAGUCCAUCGCUCAUCGAAGUUCUUGGAGUUUCAAAGGUUCAUUUUUCUCAGAAUAAUUUUCUGUUCAAGUUUUUUUAUUAGUUUCUAACUCAUAGAUUUUUAGGAGGAUGUAGCAGACGAACUAACCGAUUUAGAUGCUUUAGAAGAGGAGGUAGUUUUUUAGUUAGCUUAACUCUAACUUACUUACUAGCUGAAUCGUCUUAAAACUUUCCUAAUGUUUCAGGAUAACGACGAAUCACAGUAUAGUGCGGUAGCUCAUUUUAAACCUAAAAAACGGGCGAGACCAGUUCCAGGAAUGUGGAAAUCGACAACAUCGGAAAAUGAGGAGUUCAUUUCAAGAAAUAAGAGUUUUCAUAAGUCGGAUGCAAUUGGAGAGGUUGAGAUGAUAAUGGCGAUUCUGAAGACGAUUGAGAAAAUUGAGAAGAGUUUGAAAAUUGGUGAUGGAAAAGAAAAGGAGAAGAAGGUUGUCAAGAAAAAAGUAGUUAGUUUUUUACGGAGAGAUCAGAAGAAGUAUGACGUGGCAAAAUAAAUAUUUUUCAGAUCGUCACAAAACGCAAGAAAUCAUCACCAAUCGUGUUGGAAGUCAAGGAACCUGUUGUAGCUGAAAAUAAAACGCCUAACGAGGUGGCUAAACCUAAAACUGAGGUUAAGCCUAAGACUUUGGUGGAAUCUAAGAUUGGUGUGAAGCUUAAAGAGGAAUCAAAGCCAAAAAUAACAGAAGCUAAACCUAAAGAAGAGCCAAAACCUAAAACCGCCGAGAUGAAAUCCAAGGUAUCUGAGCUUAAGCCUAAAGAAGAAGUCAAGCCUAAAGUAGUCGAGUCUAAAUCCAAAGAAGAGUCCAAGCCUAAGGUUGCUGAGGUCACCAAAAAAUCCGUGGUUGUAACCAAAGAGCCUGCCAAGAAACUCGAAAAAACACCAGAAGAGCCCAAAAAAGAGCCCGAACCACCCAAGAAAAUUCCAAUGGUCACCAAAGAGAUUACCAAAUACUUCACUCCACGGAAUAAGACAACAUUCUUACGAGCUGAGAUCAGCAAACCUAUUCCAAAUCAUAGAAAUAUCGGACUUCGAUGCAGAUGCACAACAGAUUUAAAGAUCGCAAUUUCCGAGCAUUAUCGGAGAAAGGCUAGACAAGAAAGAGCAACAGUUCUUGUGGAUACCCCAAUUGAAGGAAAGAAUCAGGCGAGAUUAAAGUUGAAGAUCAGAGUCCCAACUCCACCUCCACCUUCACUUCCAAACAUACCUGAUAUUAUGCAAAGUUAUAUGAUAUCUGAAUCAGCAACAGAGGAAUCGGCAUUCAGUAGAUCUUGUUCAAGACAAUCCGAUACUCGUGCUUCAAUAAUCUUGGAUGAAAUGCGAAAUAGAGAAGCGGAUGUUGAAUGGAUUAUUAAAGAUGGAGAGGAGAUCAGUGAUGAUUUGAUAUUGCCGGAUCAGUCGAUUUUAGAGCAAUAUGUGAAUCGGAAGAGACGAAGACUUCGACCAUCUUCGAUUUGUUCGUCAAGGGGAUACGAAUCAAGUAAUUGUGCAUCACCAUGUCCAUCCACAGUUUCGGAAUUGUGUUUGCCGAGUUCAGUAAUUGUGCAUGAAGCGAGAAAAAGGGCUCCAAAUAGUGCUGAACCGACUGUCCAAAUGACAUCGACACCUAAAGGAUUCACGAGGUCGGUUUAAGGAAAAAAAUUAGGUUUUCGUAGUAGAGUUGGUCCCUAAAUCCACAUGGAAUUUUCCAAUCAUUUUUCAAUCCCCAAAAACAUGUGCACUUUUUAUGUUCAAAAAAUCAUGCAUGAAUAUCAACAAAAAAUAUGAAUACUAUUACACUUUUCCACUUUUUUUCGGGAAAACAAUUUUUCACCGCAAAAAAAAAUGAAAAAACACGAUGAUUUAUGUUAAGAUAAUAUAUUUUACACAAAAUAUAUGUUAUACACCAGGUGGUAUUAAAUUACAAGGAAAAAAUUGAAAUUUUUUCAGAAAUCCACCAAUUGCCGCUAUCAAACCUGUGCCAUUUGAAGCUCCAAAAACUUUGUUUGAAAAAAUGAUUCAAGAUCAGGCGAAUCGCAACAAAUCAAAGAAUGAGAAAAGUGCAGAAAAUGAGGUGAGAAAUCAAGAAUUUUCAGAUUCUCCAUUAAAAAUUGCGGAAAAAACAAUUUUUCUGAUCGAUUUUUGAAAUGAGAUGGAUGACACAUGUUUCGAGUCACGAAGAAAGUUUCUUGUGAUUUUUUUUGGGAUUUUUUUGUUUUUUUUUUGGUAAAAGGAGAUCAGAAAUCUAAAAUUUCCUAUUCCACGUGGAUUUUUUCGUUACAGAAAAAUGCCGAUUUCCAGAAAAAAUUUGUUAAACUACAGGUUUUCUGUACAUUUCAUAAUAGAUAAAAACGUUCCAAAAUUUGAACUCUUCUAAAAAACACUGAAAAAAUUCGGGUUACUGUAGUAACCCCUGAUUUAUGAGCUAUCAAAUGUUCUUAAUUUUCAAAUCCACGUGAAAUUCGGCAGGCUCAUAAAAUUUUCGCAAGUUCCAAAUUUCUUCUCAAAAUCAUAUCAUCUUUUUUUCGUUGCUUCUGCUUCAAAUUUCGCCUCAUAAUUUUGUACAUAUCAGUCAGCUAUUCUAGCUGCUAACAAAAGAUGAUGAUGUAAAGGAAUUCAAAGAAGAGAAAGCACAAGAAAAGUGUGCUUGA